CUUGCUCCGAGGAGCCAUAAAGGAACGAAGCUCAGCUCCCGACAGAGCAGCAGCAGUAGUACGUAGGGAGCAGAGGUGCGUUUUCUCCCAUCGUAGCAAUGCUGGCAAAGCCCGACGUCCCCGCGCCCGCCUCCCCCUUGAAAGGAGGGCGCUCCCCCGCAGUCAAAGCUGGAGGUAUGAGAGUUUCUAAGAAGCUGGAGAAUGCACCUGUUGAAAGGAAUCCCAAAGUUCAUGGGAAAGAAAAGACCAGCACAAUCAGCAUUGCAAAAAUGCAAAGCAUGAGUGCCUUGCUAGCAGAUGCCUUGGAGAAACUCAGGCAUAAAUUCCCAGCAGCAGCCACACAAGCAGCACAUCAAAAGCCACGGCCUACCCUGGAAAAGAUUAUACCGCCCAAAAGAAUGUGCAUUAUUCAGCAACCUCGGAAAUGUUAAAGAUGCAGAGUAAAAUAUUCAUAUAUCUGACAGACUUGCUCUUAACAAAACAGCACUUAGCUAAGCAAGCAGUAAAGGGACCAACUGUCUCAUGCAGAUUCUACUUUGUAUUUUUUGGCAAUAAAAUCUCUUUACGUUCUGCAA
Messenger RNA from Eublepharis macularius, 575 nucleotides. It is a transcript of the gene DAPL1, whose product is annotated as death associated protein like 1. Gene Ontology annotation, biological process: cellular response to amino acid starvation; apoptotic signaling pathway; negative regulation of autophagy. The transcript has 4 exons. Bases 99 to 431 code for a protein of 110 amino acids. Lineage: Eukaryota; Metazoa; Chordata; Lepidosauria; Squamata; Eublepharidae. Gene Ontology annotation, molecular function: death domain binding. The record is from RefSeq and is a predicted model, not a curated record.